Messenger RNA from Solanum stenotomum, 1218 nucleotides. RefSeq names its product F-box protein CPR1-like. The transcript is spliced from 3 exons. Gene Ontology annotation, molecular function: protein binding. The record is from RefSeq and is a predicted model, not a curated record. The coding region runs from base 1 to 1218 and encodes 405 amino acids. Lineage: Eukaryota; Viridiplantae; Streptophyta; Magnoliopsida; Solanales; Solanaceae.
AUGUCAAAUUGUCAAGAAAAGAACAAAUCAGUUCUUUCUAAUCAAAUUUCUGAAGGACAAAGAGUUGUGGAGUUGUCAGAAAAAACAAAAUUAAUGAAAAUUGUUGAUAUGAAUCAGGUUCAUUUUCAAGAAGAAACACUAAUGGACAUUCUCAGCAGGUUACCAGUGCGAUCUCUUCUUCGAUUCAAGUGUGUAUCAAAAUAUUUGAAAACGUUGAUCGAUGACCCGAUAUUUAGGAAGCAACAUCUUAAUCGUGCAAAGAAUGACCAAAAUUCCCAAAAGUUUCUCUUUUACACAUGUCUCCUUUUGGAAGAUAGAUGUACCAUAUCUUGUUAUCCUCUAUCGUCGGAUCAACAAGUUGGGGUACGGGAACUGGAUUUCCCUUCAAAUCUUAAACCACAAUAUUGUGAUGUCUAUUGUUGUUGCGAUGGUUUGGUAAUUAUCAAGGUUUAUGAAAAUAGUCCAGGACGUUACUCAUUUUUGCUAUGGAACCCCUCCACUGGAGAAUCAAUUGAACUUCCCACUUCAAAAUUUUCAUCAGUGGAGGAAUAUUCUACUUGUUAUGGAAUAAGUUUUGACUCGACUAAUGAUGAUUAUAAGAUCCUUAGGAUUCCCAAAGGCUGGAACGAAUAUUGCAGAGAUGUACCUGGUGAAAUUCUCUCGCUAAAAAGUGGUUAUUGGAGAAAAAUAGAUGCAUAUCCUAGUAAAAUUCUCAGUAGGUUGUAUGGUAUCCAUUCUUUGACAAUUAUACACGGGGCAUUUCAUUGGGUUGCUAUGUCACGUGAUACUUGUUUUGUGGUUUCAUUUAAUAUUUCCCAUGAAGUGUUUGGAGAGAUCAUACCAUUGCCAGAGAAAAUGUGGUUGGCCAACGGUCAUAUUGGCGUUUCGGAAUUGGGAGGCAUGCUUUGUGCUUAUACUAACGGGUAUUAUCAAAGGAAGCGUACUUUUAAGUUAUGGGUGUUGAAAGAUUAUGGUCUCAAGGACUCUUGGAAUGAAGUAAUAUCUAUAGUAGAUCCUGAUAUUAUUAUAGCCUCCCCGAAAUAUAAAUUUCCAGAUGGUGAAGUGUUAAUCUGGUGCGAACAUUUUGAAGGUGAGGAAGGCGAGGGAAAUUCAUUUAGGACACAAAGAGGACCUUUUACAUUAUUGCCUCGAGGUAACUUUCAGAACGGAUUCGCUUUCACAGAGAGCUUGAUCUCUCCAAGGUUACUUAUAACUUAG